CACCUUUGACUCUCUCUUUCUCUCACUACUACUACUACCAUCAACGAGCCCCAGCUCUCUCUGUCUCUCUCUCUCUCUCUGGUUUCUCUGUACUUGCCUUGCUAUCUUCUUUUCUCCAGCUCUCUUUUUCUCUUUUCUGGGUUUGUUUUUAAAUCUUCUUCUUCCAUCUCCACUGCUUAAUAACCUCCCCGGCUGCCGAUAGAGUGAGGGAGAGAGUCAAUUACUGGUAUGAGUUCUUCGUUUCAUUGAAAUUAUACACAACAACAAGAUUACAAAUAUUUGCUCCAACUAUGGCUGGUGGAAACGAAGUCAACCUUAACGAAUGCAAGAGAAUUGUCCCACUCAACACAUGGGUCCUCAUUUCCAAUUUCAAGCUUGCUUACAAAGUCCUCCGUCGUCCUGACGGUUCCUUCAACCGCGACCUCGCCGAGUUUCUUGACCGUAAAGUUCCCGCUAACACUUUCCCUGUCGACGGCGUUUUCUCCUUCGACCACGUCGACUCUACCACUAACCUUCUCACCAGAAUCUACCAACCUGCGUCUCUCCUUGACCUGACCCGUCACGGAACCCUCGAGCUUACCAAACCUCUCAGCACUACGGAGAUCGUCCCUGUCCUCAUUUUCUUCCAUGGAGGUAGCUUCACUCAUUCCUCGGCCAAUAGUGCCAUCUACGACACUUUCUGCCGACGCCUUGUCACCAUUUGCGGUGUUGUUGUUGUCUCUGUUGAUUACCGGAGAUCGCCUGAGCAUCGCUACCCUUGUGCUUACGACGAUGGAUGGAAUGCUCUCAAAUGGGUCAAGUCCAGAGUCUGGCUUCAGAGUGGUAAAGACUCCAAUGUUUAUGUUUAUUUGGCUGGAGAUAGCUCAGGAGGCAACAUAGCUCACAAUGUUGCUGUCAGAGCAACGAAAGAAGGAGUCAAAGUGUUGGGGAACAUUCUUCUUCACCCAAUGUUUGGUGGACAAGAGAGGACUGAGUCUGAGAAGAGCCUUGAUGGCAAAUACUUUGUGACUAUACAGGAUCGAGAUUGGUAUUGGAGGGCUUUUUUACCUGAAGGUGAAGAUAGAGAUCAUCCAGCAUGUAAUCCCUUUGGCCCGAGAGGUCAAAGCCUUAGAGGUGUCAACUUUCCCAAGAGUCUUGUCGUUGUGGCUGGUUUAGAUCUUGUUCAGGAUUGGCAAUUAGCUUACGUGGAUGGCCUUAAGAAGAAUGGUCUUGAAGUGAAUCUCUUGUAUUUGAAACAAGCUACCAUCGGGUUUUACUUCUUGCCUAACAAUGAUCACUUUCAUUGUCUUAUGGAAGAGUUGAAAAAGUUUGUGCACCCCAUAGAGGAUUCUCAAAGCAAGUCAAGUCCUUUGCUUCUUACUCCGUAGGAACAACAACAACAAGGUCUAGUCAUGUUGCUGAUAUAUACAUAAAGAGAAGAAGAAAGAGGAUCGGUUUGUUUUGCCUAUAUAUCUAUGAUGGGGUUUUGUACAGUUUCCACAAGUGUUGUCUAGUGUUUAGUAGCGUUUCUUUUGUGUUCCUUGGUCUCCGGAAGCAUAAUAUCUUCUGGCUUGUUGUGAGAUCUCAUGGUUGCGCCUGACGAGAGACCACUUCGGUUAUCGGCAUCUAUCGGUUUAGGGCUAUACCGGGACAUUGUACUUUGUUUGCGUACUAGUAUGGGUAGACUUUAAUUAGCUCUAGCUAGAGUACAGAGGGUAAAUUACAAGACAACUAACUUGUCUUCAACAUGUUGUGAAAAAAACUUAUCCUUGGUGUGGAUUUGUAUGUUGAUAUUAACUUUGCUUUCUCAUGCUAUUAAUAGAAACAGUAUGUCUUUGUGGUUGUAGUU
Arabidopsis lyrata subsp. lyrata is the source of this 1828-nucleotide messenger RNA. Its product is annotated as gibberellin receptor GID1B. The transcript is spliced from 2 exons. Gene Ontology annotation, biological process: floral organ morphogenesis; raffinose family oligosaccharide biosynthetic process; positive regulation of gibberellic acid mediated signaling pathway. NCBI's taxonomy places the organism in Eukaryota, Viridiplantae, Streptophyta, Magnoliopsida, Brassicales, Brassicaceae. The record is from RefSeq and is a predicted model, not a curated record. Gene Ontology annotation, cellular component: cytoplasm; nucleus. Gene Ontology annotation, molecular function: gibberellin binding; hydrolase activity. Bases 291 to 1367 code for a protein of 358 amino acids.